AUGAAUCAGCAAGAAGCUGCGAGUACUCUUGAACUUGAUCUGAAACUAAAUAUACUGGAUUCAUCUUUGCCAACUGAGUACCCAUCUUCAUCAUUGUGUUCGGAGGAAGCUGAAGUUGAAGGAGGAGAUGCUAAAUCAAUGGUGGUCGUUGGUUGCCCUAAUUGCAUCAUGUACAUCUUCAUGUCUUUGGAGAGUAGUAACCCUAGAUGUCCUAGAUGCAACAGCCAAGUUUUGUUUGAUUUUCUCAAAGGUCACAAGAGCAAGAAGAAUGGAAACUAA
Molecule: messenger RNA, 279 nt
Organism: Eruca vesicaria subsp. sativa (arugula)
Lineage: Eukaryota; Viridiplantae; Streptophyta; Magnoliopsida; Brassicales; Brassicaceae
Source: the annotation of a GenBank genome assembly